AGUGUGUGCACACAGCACUUCCGGUCUACAACCACGAUUCGAACGCUAAGUCGAUAUAGAGAGAUUUGACACCCAAGCAUAUAUGACACUGCACUGUCAUGUCGGCCUAUCAAGGCUAUCCCCAAGGUCAGGGGCCAGGAGGUUAUGAUGAAAGAAGGGCAUGGGCUCCUGGAAACCCCCCUGAUGGACGGUACAGCAAGAUUGAGACAGAUCCCCUUGUGACGAGCAUGGCACAAUCGGCACCAAUGUCCCGAGUCGUGCCAGGUGGUGGUGAGACUUAUAAACAACCGGCACCAUACUCAGGGAAAGAUUCUACUGGAGUUUCCCGUCGAAAGAGGACACGUUUUGAUACGGGAGGUUUACCCGUCAAGGGUCAAGGUCAGAAUGGCGACUGGAGAUGUAGCAUGCGUGGAGUUGAUGUAAGAGCCUACGAAUCACCAAACUCUGUUGCUCCUACUCAACCUGCAGGAUUUGUAAGACCCGUCAUUCCUGCAAGACCCGUCAUUCCUGUCAGACCCACCAUUCCUGCCAGACCCGCCGUUCCUGUCAGACCCACCGUUCCUGCCAGACCUGCCUAUCCUGUUCCCCAAAAGGUGGAGCCUCCCAAUAGGAAGGUGAGAAUAUCGGGGCUGGCAGUGAAAACCCCUGGUUACAAGCUGAUGUCCUACUUCUGUAGAUGGGGAGGAGUCGACGAGUUUGAGGUGGUGAAGGAUCUGACUUUGAGAUCAACUGGUGUUGCAUUUGUGAUAUUUGAAAAACUUGCUGAUGCAGUGAAAGCAGUAUCAGGCAAGCCACAUGUUAUUGAUGAUAAGGAGGUCGAAGUCAGCUAUGCCAAGCCUCAUGAGAACCUGCCGUCUGAAACCUUUUCAUCUUGGAGGGAACAAAGACCCCGUGAAACUAUCCAACAACAAAGAUUGCCUGAAUCUAUCAUAUCACUAGAUCAAGGUUAUGAUCCACCCGAAGCUAGAAAGUCAAGGUCGCUUGAAGAUGCACAACCACGAAGGUUACCUGAAGUGUAUCAGCGAAGAAGGCAGUCCACUCCAGAGCCUUUGAUACCAGGUUUGACACAAGUAGAUAGUGUUCCAGACGUGCCAUUAGUAACUGAGUACGAGUGCAAUGUUUCUGGAUGUUCAUUUAAAGGUGAAUCAGGGCAGUUUGACCGUCACUGGACAAAGAUUCAUGAAGCAAAGGUUCUUUAUCUCAUCUGUUCAUUCUGUAGCAUGGAAUGUGUGGAUGCAGAUGAUCUUCGUGAACACCUGGAUUUUUUUUCAUGGGAUUGAGGACAGAAGUGAAAUGUCAACAUUCCUGCUUGGUGCUAGACAACAGGAGAGAGACAACAUUCACUUUGUCAUGCCUGGCAGUGUGACCAGGGAAACCUGCAUGAAAGUAACAAAGCCUCCACAAA
Molecule: messenger RNA, 1405 nt
Organism: Haliotis rubra (blacklip abalone)
Lineage: Eukaryota; Metazoa; Mollusca; Gastropoda; Lepetellida; Haliotidae
Exons: 8
Coding region: 99-1280 (393 amino acids)
Molecular function (GO): RNA binding
Source: RefSeq, a predicted model, not a curated record